UGGCGAGGCAGAGCACAGCACAGCCUCCCUGAGCCAGCCCUGGAACCCACCUCACCACACCCCAGGUGUCACCAAUCUGGGCCACAGGCUGACGAAGCCCCCAGCCCUGGCUGCAGGCUGAUGGAUCGUUAAUUAUCUGGCUAAUGAAGCCCCUCCCAGCACAGCCCUGGGGGCUGUUCCCAUGCUGGAGCUCCUGCCCCCUGCCUGAGGCCACCAGGUGGGAAGAGGGAGAGCUCCAGCAGCCUCGGCCCGGGGGGCACAGCAGAAGGACCUCAGCCUGGCAGGAGGCCCUGGGAGAUUAUCGGGUACUGAUGGACGUUUCCGACAGCCCUGAGCGAAACCCCUGCUCUCCUGAUGAAGAAGACCAGCAGCUUUCUGAUGAGGAAGUCCUGAAGGAGAGUGGUUCAGAGCGGGAACUUGAUGGAGAGGGUGGGCAAGGCAGCAUCAUGGGUGAGGAGGAGGAGGAUGCGGCCAGGGGACUGAGUCACGGCGAGGAGAACCACUCGGAUGAAGAGGACCGCUUAAGCGAAGCCAAGUCUCAGGAGUCAGACUCCAAUGAGCAGAGUGGGGAGCUGAAGAGCCCUCCAGCUCGCAAAGGAGAGGAGGAAGACAGGACAAAUGACCUCGGGGAUGAGGCAUCCUCUGUCACCCGUGAACUAGAUGAGCACGAGUUGGACUAUGAUGAGGAAGUUCCUGAGGAACCGAGUGCUGCAGCUGCAGAGGAGGAUGGUGAGAAAGCUGCUGGUGAGGAUGAUGAGGAAGAGGAGAAAGGAGAUGAGGCCCAUGAAGAUGAGAAAAAAUCCAGCAGCAAAAGUGAUGAUGAAAAGGAUGGCCAGGAUCCUCUCAAGGAGAAGAAGAAAGAAGAAGAUGAUGGAGAAAUUGAUGAUGGAGAAAUUGACGAUGAUGACUUGGAAGAAGGAGAAGUUAAAGACCCCAGCGACAGAAAAGUGAGGCCACGUCCCACCUGCCGGUUCUUCAUGAAAGGUCACUGUACUUGGGGCAUGAACUGUCGAUUUAUUCACCCUGGAGUGAAUGACAAAGGAAACUACUCAUUGAUCUCCAAGCCUGAGCCCUUCUCCCCCAACGGCGCUCCUCCUAUCGGCCCUCACCCUCUGAUGCCAGCCAACCCUUGGGGAGGGCCAGUCGUUGAUGAAAUCUUACCUCCACCCCCUCCAGACCCUCCGACAGAAAGUGCCUGGGAGAGAGGACUCCGCCACGCUAAAGAGGUGUUAAAAAAGGCAACAAUGAGAAAAGAACAGGAGCCUGACUUUGAGGAGAAGAGGUUCACUGUGACUAUUGGGGAAGACGAGCGGGAGUUUGACAAGGAGAACGAGUUUUUCCGUGACUGGAAUUAUCGCAUCACCAGAGACGUCCGAGAUCCAGCGGAGGUGGACAUCAAAGAAAACAUUAACUAUGGGCUUGAUCCCUAUACAGAUCCCUAUUAUGACUAUGAAAUAGAACGGUUCUGGCGUGGUGGGCAGUAUGAGAAUUUCAGGGUUCAGUAUACAGACCCCGAUCCAUACCGUAACUACAGAGUAAGUAAGGAAAGAGAGCGAGAACGAGAAAGGGAGAGAGAGAACAGGCAACGGGAAAGGGAACGGGAGCGAGAGCGCGAGCGGGAGCGGGAGCGGCGCCAGCGGGAGCGAGAGCGCGAGCGGGAACGGGAGCGCGACAAGGAGCGGCAGCGGCGGAAAGAGGAGUGGGAACGGGAGAGAGAACGAGUGAAGAGAGAUGAGAAGGACAGACAGCACAGGGACCGCGACAGGGACCGCGACAGGGACCGGGACCGGGAGAAGGAGAAGGACAAAGCAAAGCCCCGGUCCCCGCUGCUCCCCAGCCGUCAGCCUGAGCCACCAAAGAAGGAGAAGGAGGCCACCACAAUUACCACCACUCAGUCAAAGAGGGCAGAUGAAUGGAAGGAUCCCUGGCGCCGAUCCAAGUCCCCCAAAAAGAAGCUGGGCUUGUCCGUCUCGCCCAGCCGCGCGCGCCGGCGCCGGAAAACCUCCGCCUCUUCAGCUUCUGCUUCUGGCUCUUCAAGGUCCUCUUCUCGUUCAUCCACAUAUUCUGGUUCAGGUUCCUCACGCUCUCGUUCCAGAUCAUCUUCUUACAGCUCGUACUCUAGUCGUUCUUCAAGACACAGCUCUUUCUCAGGCAGCAGGUCCAGGUCACGGUCCUUCUCAUCUUCGCCCUCUCCUUCUCCAACGCCGUCUCCACACAAGCCGCUCGCCAAGGCUAAAGGGGACUUGUUAGCACCUGCUGGUAAAGGUGAAAAGUCUGUGAAGAAACUAGCUGCCCUCCCAGUCCCUCAGCCACUCACUAAAAUCACAACAACUGCAGCAGAGGCAGCCAAAGCAGGGGAUAAUCGAGAGGCGAGGAGGAAGGAGCGUCAGACCAGGACUCCACCCAGGAGGAGGACCAUCAGCGGCAGCAUCAGCGGCAGCGCCAGCAGCUACAGCGGCUCCAGCUCCCGCUCCAGGUCCUUGUCUCGGUCUCUCUCCAGAUCUCAUUCCAGGUCAUCGUCUGCCUCAGUCUCCCACUCCCCAUCUGGCUCCAGGAAAUCCAGGUCCCUGAGCGUGAGCAGCGUCUCCUCCGUGUCCAGUGCCUCGUCCAGCAGCAGCUCGGUGCGCAGCGCCGACUCCGAGGACAUGUACGCGGACCUGGCCAGCCCCGUCUCCUCGGCCAGCUCCAGAUCCCCCACCCCAGCGCAGCAGAAGAAAGGUAGAGGAAAGUCAAAAAAAGAAGAUAGUGCUAAAGAGGAGAAGAGGAAACGAGAUGUGCCCACUCAGCUCCUGAAAUCAGCCAAGCCCACCCAGGGGAGCAAAUCACAGCAGCUCCUCCAGACCCAGCAGCCCUCAGCCCCCCAGUCUCAGCAGGGUGGCUUCAGCGCCCACAAAGAGAUCAAACUGACUCUCUUGAAUAAGGCAGGUGACAAAGGAAGCAGGAAGAGAUAUGAGCCAGCAGACAAAGACAGGCCGUCCUCUCCUCCAGCCAAACGGGCCAACCUGUCACCUGACAGAGGCUCUCGCGACAGGAAGGCGACGGGGAGACUCUCUUCACCCAAGCAAGAGCGACAGAGGGGCCAGAACCCGAAACCUUCUCCUGCACAGACAGACAGGAAGCGGCAGCUCUCGCCUCAGUCCAAGAGCAGCAAAGUGACGAGUGUCCCGGGCAAAGCGCCGGAGCCGGGCCCGGGGGGGGCCAAGGGGGGCAAGGCCAGCACCCUGUCCCGGCGGGAGGAGCUGCUCAAGCAGCUCAAGGCCGUGGAAGACGCCAUCGCCCGCAAACGGGCCAAGAUCCCCGGCAAGGCCUCGUGAGCCCAGCCCUCGGACUGUCCCUGUUUUUAUAAACAGUGCCCAGCAGCCCGGUGCAUUUUGCAGUUUUUGUCUUCUUUUGGCUGCGGUUCUUUUUACAGGAAAGAAAACUAAACAAAAACCAACCAGACACACAAAGCCCCCAACACCAGCCCCCCCCAGCCCCAGCCCCGGGGAGCCGCUGCCCGCGGAGCCGCCUGGCAACACCUCACCCCACCACCCACCCCCGGGGGGUGCUGCCAGCAGCCGCCUGGCACCGCCUCGCCCCGGCUCCCCAGGGCCAGGGGGGCUCUGCCCCCACUCCCCAGCCCCCCGGGGCCGCCAGCCCCUUCGGCUGCUCUCGCUGCCCCCCCUCCCCUUCCCCCCUUUGCUAGAGCCUCCCGUUGUAUUCCCCUAGUUGAGCCCCUGCUGUGUGUCGAGUGUCCUCAGCGCUGCAGUUGCAGAUCCUGUGUAAGGAGAGAGCCGACCUCUGCUGUGACCUGCUGGCAACGAAACCUCCUCCCCCCUCCCUCCCCACACCGGCAACGACAAAUAUAUCUAUAUUCUUGACUGAAGCCUCGACUGGGACAAUGACCUGUCUUUUCUUUGCAGCAGCAGCUUGCUUUGGUUGCCUGGGCAGGAGCCCUGAAGCUGUUCUGGGGGUGUCUGUCCAACCAGGAGGGUCCUCUGGGUUUUUCUUUCUCCUCUCUUUCUUUCUUUCUGGGUUUUUUUUUUUGAGGGAUCUCCCUGAAAUAAAGUAUUUUGAUAACCA
Colius striatus (speckled mousebird) is the source of this 4062-nucleotide messenger RNA. It is a transcript of the gene ZC3H18, whose product is annotated as zinc finger CCCH-type containing 18. Gene Ontology annotation, molecular function: metal ion binding. NCBI's taxonomy places the organism in Eukaryota, Metazoa, Chordata, Aves, Coliiformes, Coliidae. The record is from RefSeq and is a predicted model, not a curated record. The transcript is spliced from 20 exons. The coding region runs from base 144 to 3314 and encodes 1056 amino acids.